Molecule: messenger RNA, 1695 nt
Organism: Arctia plantaginis
Lineage: Eukaryota; Metazoa; Arthropoda; Insecta; Lepidoptera; Erebidae
Source: the annotation of a GenBank genome assembly
AUGAACAUGAACAAAUGUUAUUUUAGAUAUGUGCAACAGGAGGAUAAAGUUGAUAUAUCUUUUUUGUUAGACAUCAAGGGAUCUGUUAGGCAAUUUAACUUCAGUAGAAACCCAGCGGAAACUUUACAAGUUUUGCUUAAUCGUAUAAAAACGAACGUUCUAAAAGUUGUUAAUAAAGCUAACAGAAAGAAGAAAGCCACUGAUAGCGAUAAUGAUAUUGAAGUACAAUUUUAUAAUAAUAAAAGAGCAGUUAUAAGUGAAAAUAGUACUUGUAAAGAAUUGUUCUUGAAUAAAGAUGGUGUAAAAUUGAAAAUGCUUGACAGUGAAUAUGAAGUAGUAUUUAAUUCUCCAUGGGUGUUAUCUAUGAAUUUACCACAAAGUAUUUUAGCAGGCUUUCCUGUUUAUCCAGAAAAUUUUGAAACUCUAUACGCUAGGCGGGAAAAAUGUGCUUUUAGCUGGUAUAAGGGCUUUAGCGCUAACUCUGAAGGAAAAGAAAUUAAUGAUUUACACAUAAAAUGGAAUUUAACUAGUAAACAAUAUGCUUAUACACCAAGUACAGAAGAUAUUGACAUGAAAUUGAAAUUGGAAUGUAUACCAGGUAAUGAUGAGAUGGUGGGUCCAGCAGUUGAGGCAGUAUCUAAAAAUAUUGUCCAAGCAGGGCCUGGAAAAUGUCCGUUUGAAACCAGACAUAUGUUCACAACACAAAAACUGAAGGAAAAAAGCUUCAGAUGUGUAACUUACAAUAUUUUGGCUGAUUUAUAUUGUGAUUCUGAUCAUACAAGAACAGUACUUUAUCCAUAUUGUCCACCAUAUGCAUUGCAUAUAGAUUACAGAAAACAACUUAUUAUUAAAGAAUUACUUGGAUAUAACAGUGACAUUAUAUGCCUUCAAGAAGUAGACAGUAAAAUAUUUCGUAAUUUUUUAAAACCAAUUUUGGGAUCGGAAGGUUUUGAUGGAGUUUUUUAUAAGAAAGGAAAAGAAGUUGCUGAAGGAUUAGCAUGCUUCUACAGAAGUCAAAGAUUUAAUCUUUUAGGUGAGGAGAGAAUGGUAUUGUCAGAGGCAGUGAUAACUGAAUUAUGUCUUAAACCCAUUUGGGAUAAAAUCAAGGACAAUAAACCGUUAACUGAACGUUUAUUGGAUAGAUCAACCGCAUCUAGUGCAACAUAUUUGAAAUCACUGGAUAACCCAAAUGAGAUUCUGAUUGUAGCAAAUACCCAUUUAUACUUUCACCCUGAUGCUGAUCACAUAAGACUAUUACAAGGUGGCAUGGUUAUUUAUUGGUUGAUGGAUAUUAAAAAAAAAAUAAUGUCCAAGUUUCCGGAUAAAAGGAUAAGUGUGCUACUGUGCGGAGAUUUUAAUAGUGUUCCUACAUGUGGUAUUUAUCAGUUGUAUACAAGUGGAGUAUCGCCAAGUGAUCUACCAGAUUGGAAGUCAAAUAUCAAUGAAGCUGUGAGUGACCUUAAUUUGGAACAAAAUAUUGCGCUAGGCAGUGCUUGUGGAACUCCUCUUUACACUAAUUUUACUGAUGGCUUCACCGAAUGUUUGGACUACAUUUUUUAUGAAACUACCAACAUAGACGUGGAACAGGUGGUUCCACUUCCCAGUGUCGAAGAAUUACGUUUACAUACAGCCUUACCAAGUGUUGUGUUUCCUUCAGACCAUAUAUCAUUAGUUGCAGAUUUACGAUUUAAAUAA